CAGUCAAGUCAUGUACACUGUACAUUACAUACAAAACACACUGUGUGUAAUGUUUAUGACAUUUUGUAUAGCUCUUCCUUUUUCAUACAAAACACAGAGACAUGUGGUACUGUCUUAUCAUCAGAUUCCAAAACUGUUGAUAUUCAGAGUGUUGAAAAUGCCGUUCUAUGGGAAACAGACUCUCUUGAGCAAGUAUCGUACUUGGAAUGUUAGGAAAAGAAAAUCUCUCGGCCCAUAUAUUAAAAUCGUUCACGGCACGGACUUCUGGACGGAGUUGCAGUUGACAAUUGGCCAGGGACGCCGACACAAGCCAUCCCCUAGAUCGCUGGUAGCAUGCCCUUAUCAAGAGAAAAAGGACAACAAGCCGUCUACCUUGCCUAAGGAACUACUCUUUGAGCUGGAUGAUAAGAAGUCCGUUAGCCAAGACCCAUCCAAGCUAAAGAGUAAACCUCCAAAGGAUUUAAAUCCAAAGCCUCAAGAAGCAGGUGUUGACCAGAAGCCACAUUGUGACCACAAAGUUCCAACUCUGGGGCAAGAUGGCAAGUUUACCUCGAGACGAAAUAAAAGGAUAGAUGGCAAACUGGGAAAGGGUGUCACCAUAAACGCAGCUCCCAGUCGACCGGAAAGCCAGUGGAAGGUCAGCGAGAGUAAACGAUCUAAAAAAGACAGCCUAGCUAAAAUCCAGAAAACCGGAUCAAAUAAAAAAAGUCCCAAACUGCUUGAACGACCGCCGGCCACUGGAGGAAGAAAAGCGAAGACCAGGAAGAGUGGGAAACAGAAUGACCCUCUAGAGGCUGAAAGAGAUGACAGUUUACCAAGCUGGGCGAUGAGAAGUCAGGAGGAUGCAGACAAGGCAGACAUGGCUAUGUCCUCUUCUGUGCCUGCUGGACAAGUGGACACGCCAACCUCUCAUAAUAUGACAGCUGUUGCUUCUAGUAAGUCGCGAAGGUUAAGCCAGACGGCAAGAAAGUUGCAUCCAAUUCCAGAAAGCCUCUUAGAAGUACCAACAUGCACCUCUACCCUUGAUCCUAUGACUAUGUCCUCAUCUGGGCUUGAUGGUCAAGUGCAAUCGCCAACUACUCAUAAAGUGAAGACGACCAUUGCUUCUCGUAAGUCACGAAGACAGAAGGCAAGAAAGUUAGAUCCUAGUCCAGAGAGCAGCUGUCUCUUAGAGGUACCGACAUGCACCCUUGGUCCCUCCACAGAAUCAUCCGUGAAACAUCUUUCUGUCAAAAUUGGCAAAUUGCCUUUCGCGUCUCAGCAUCCCAUCUCAAGUACAAGUUCUAAUCAGCAGAAAGGUCCAGAUGUUGAUGACCAAGAUUGCAACCAUGAUGGUGUGUCACUCUGCUCCCUAAGAAAUGCCUGCCUUAAAGAUGACCGAGAGUCUCCCAGACAAAAAGCUGACACUUUAGACACAAUGAAGAGUAACGGUGUGCCAGCUAGCGAGAGUGUGUAUAACCAAUACCUCUGGAAUCUUACUGUAGCAUCAGACAUUAAGAAUGUGCCGCUGUUAGAAGACGACGAAGAGAGAAAGUCACCACAAAGCAAUGAUGCCAACUUGAAGACGACUGAGAGCUUUGGAAAGUCUGGGUUGCAUCCCUGUACUCCUCUUGUCUCCGAGGAAGAUAUUUUUCAGGUGACAAUGCCACUUGGUGAAGAUGUCAAUAACAACUCAAUUGUCAACGAGUCUGUCGAUAAUGAGGGGCACUCUGAUUCACCGGCUUGUCUUCCUGGGUUAUCCUACCUUCGACACCGUCUAGCUACAGACCUUCCUGUACAUGCACAGCCGACAGGCCCAGCUUCAGAACAUACCCAAGACCAAAGAGACUUCACUGCCAAUGCUUCAAGCCCAGUUUUCCUCCAAACUCUGAAGGCUCCUGUUUUGAGAAUGAGAAAGAGAGGUCGAACAGAGGAAGGAGUAAGGGGGCAUAGCGGAUGGGAAGAGAGUCUUCGACAAAGACCGGCAACAAUCUCCAGGUUCCAAGCUGGUGACGCGUCUCCGAUAACGUCACCCAAGAAACCUGAGGCCAAGACCGAGAAGAAAAGAUGGCAGUCGCCUCCAAGCAAGAAACUCAAACGUUCAGAAGACGCCGAUGGCCAACCUCAAGAUCCUGUGGAUCAGAAAACAAACGAUGCAGUGUUGCCAACCAGCGUGUCACUCGGUGUUCUCCAGGACAGGUAUCUAUAUGGAGAGAUCAUCUGGGGUAAAAUGAAAGGUUUUAAUUGGUGGCCUGGCCUCGUUGUCCAUCAUUUCACCUGUAGGAGGGAGCCUGCCCCCAGCGAUGCUUGCUGGGUAAAUUGGUUUGGUGAUAACAAGUUUUCCAAGUUGAACCUGAAUCAGGUUGUUUCAUUUCAAGAGUUCCCCGCUCAUUUCUCAAAGACUACAUUUCUGCAUACUGCCCUCUACAGAAAAGCUGUAUUUCAUGGUCUGGCGUUGGCAUCUAAGAGAGCAGUCAAGGCCUUUUCCGCUGACCCAAAUCCAUUCCUAGUUGACCAGCCUAAAAACAGUCGGCAUUACAGUACAGCGUGGAUGGCAUUCAUGAACCUGUGUGAUGAGAUGAUCAGCUGGGCCUCUGAGGGAUUCGAACCCUCCGGACCUGAGGGAAUUAAGCCAACUCAAGACGAGCGGCAGGUGCCUGUGAGACCCCGCUCCCCAUCGCCCCCACCGAGCCCAAGGAUGUCCACUCCCUCCAAACGGACCUCCAAGAGGGCAUGGAAAGAUAUGAGAGAAACAGUCAUGGAAGAAGUGCGCAAUGGUUCAAAAGACAUCCAAGCUGUGUGUCUCGGAUGUGGGAGUUCUGACUUGAGUUCGGAGCAUCCGUUCUUCAUUGGUGGCAUGUGUGACGUCUGUAGGGUGGAUUUCAUCGAGGCAGUGUACGUGUUUGAUGAGGAAGGCUACCAGUGUUAUUGUUGUAUCUGUGCUGAGGGCAAAGACAUUAUCCUGUGUGACCAGGCUGAGUGCUAUCGCUCUUUCUGCUAUGAAUGCCUGGAUUAUUUGGUUGGACCGGGUACGGUUCUGAAGGUUCUUUCCAAAGAGCACUGGAGCUGCUACUUGUGUGAUCCCGAGUCGACCCCUGCCGGCCUCCUCUCCUGUCGCUCUGAUUGGGCUCAGAAACUGCAGUUGUUAUUCCAGAGGGACAACAAGAACUUCUCGCCGCUGCGGAGCUACCCCCCUGUGGAGAUGGCAAAGCGUCGACCCAUCAGGGUCUUGUCUCUGUUUGAUGGCAUCGGGACAGCAGGAAUGGUAGCUCUGAAGGAGCUUGGGGUGAUGGUUGACUGUUACUUAGCCUCGGAGAUUAACGAGGAGGCUGUCAAAGUAUCGACGGUACGACACGAUGGCGUCAUCCAGCAGCUUGAUGAUGUACGACAGAUCACUGAGCAAGGGAUCCGAUCCUUGGGACCGAUUGACCUCGUCAUUGGUGGGAGUCCCUGCAAUGAAUUGUCCAUCGCGAACCCGGCCCGCAAAGGUCUAUAUGAAGGGACGGGGCGAUUGUUCUUUGAUUUCUACCGGCUCCUCAACGCAGCGAGACCAACGGAGGAUAGCGACCGACCCUUCUUCUGGUUGUUUGAAAACGUCGUUGGGAUGGCCAACCAAGACAAAAUAGACAUCUCAAGAUUUCUACAGUGUGAUCCAGUGGUGGUCGAUGCCAAGGAUGUGUCGCCAGCCCACAGAGCGCGCUACUUCUGGGGGAACUUACCUGGAAUGAACAGGCCAAAGGUGACUACAGACAAUGCUCACCUUCACCUCCAAGACUGCCUGGAGCCCAACUGCAAUCGCCAAGCUCAGGUAUCCAAGGUUCGAACAGUCACAACAAAGAUAAACUCACUCAAGCAGAAGAAUGAACGCCUGCAACCUGUGAUGAUGAACGGCCAAGAAGACACACUGUGGUCUACUGAGAUGGAGAGGAUCUUUGGCUUUCCAGAGCAUUACACAGACAUUGGUAACAUGAGCCGCACAUCCAGGCACAAGCUGAUUGGUCAAGCGUGGAGCGUUCCUGUUAUAAAGCACCUUCUGGCCCCACUUAAGGAGUACUUUACCUGUGAGACCCAUCAGUAAGACCAAAGACCGAGACCCAUAGUAAGGCCCUGCUAGCCCCACUUAAGGAGAUCUUUACCUGUGACACUCAUCAGUAAGGCCCAACACCAACACCCAUCAAUUAGGCCCUCUGCCCUCUGUAAGGAGUACUUUACCUGUGAGACCCAUCAGUAAGGCCAAAGACCGAGACCACCAGUUAGGCCCUACUAGCCCCAUUUAAGGAGUACUUAACCUGUGACAGUCAUCAUUAAGGCCCAACACCAAGACCCAUCAAUUAGGCCCUCUGCUAGCCCCUGCGAGACACAAACCGCCUGCUAGUCCCACCCAGGGAGUUACUUUACCUGCAAGACCCAUCAGUUAGGACCAAGACCCAUCAGUAAGGCCCUGCUAGCCCCACUCAGGGAGUACUUUACCUUUGAGAUCCCUGGCCCUGAUAGCCCCACUUAAGGAGUACUUUACCUGCGAGACCCAUCAGGAAGCCCCUGCUAGCCCACUUAAGGAGUGCUACCUAGGCUUAGCUACAUUUUGUGCUUAAGCAGAUCGAUGGCACUGGGCCCUGUUUAAGCUGAAUUCGAGAUUUGUUGAGUUUAACAUUAAAGGUUGUUAAAAUCUUCUAAAAAUGGAAGGAUCUGAACAAGCCGAGAUCUGUUACUCGGCAGGUCAAAAUAUUCCAAUUCAAAUCUAGACCUGACAAGGAGCACAAAAUAAUGAUGUGCAGAGAAUCAUUAGAAUCAUUUCUGCUUACAAUUUAAGUCAACAAUCAUCUGUUAGAAAAAAAAGAGGAUAGAGAACACAAUUUUGUCUGCAGAAUUAAAAUAACAAUUUGCUUAAAGAGUAGAUUCCACCUUAGUGAAAAAAAAUAGUUUGUUUUAAAAUGUCUUUUUGUCCAUUUGACAACGUUUAUGCAUGACUUGUUGCUGCAGCCUGUUUGGGCCUACUCGUUAUAUUUCUUGAAAUCAGUAAUUCUUGCCUGUUUUUGUAAUAGAACCAAAGAACAAAAUUAUUUAUUAACUGUUUUUAUCAAAAAGUACUUACAGGUUUAUUUUCAAAACUUAUAUUUAUUCAUGAUACAGUAUUCAAAUACCUUCAGCAUGUAUGUGUUCAGUUUUUUUUUUAUUGUUGUACUAUUUAAAUGUUUGUGCAUGGUUUUGUGGCAUCAUGAGAGUGUUGUGUGUUUUUUCAGAAUUGAAUGUAAUCAAGGGGUUAGAAACUUCAGUCUUUUAUCUAAAGUCACAAGAGAUCUUACAAAGUAGACUAAAAAUAAUUUGUAAAUCUAUUGCAACAUUGCUCAGAGAAGUUGCAUUCAAAGUAUUUCAGUUGUUACAUAAAACUGAACACGUUCCAAUAUCUCUCAUGACUUGUCACUAAACUGGUUACUCUUCACUUUUUUUGUUUUCCUUAACCAUUCACCGUAUAAUGUUAUGCAGGGCUAGAAAACACCAACUAGACCACUGGCCAAGUCCAGAGUCCUGUAAUCUUAUUAGCAUUGGUCAAGUAUCCCAUACAUGUAGCAACAACAUGACCACUGGCCAAAGUUGAGCAAUCUUAGCGUUGGGUAACUGUUUAUGCAACUCAAAAGUAUCAAGUUAUCUUAGCUUCGGAACAGUAACUGUCCCUUCAGGGCUAAAAAAUAGCCGCAAUCUUAGUAAUGGCCAAGUAACUGUUUGUGCUAAAACAAAAUAACCAUAAGUCAAA
Messenger RNA from Asterias rubens (European starfish), 5731 nucleotides. Its product is annotated as DNA (cytosine-5)-methyltransferase 3A-like. Gene Ontology annotation, biological process: regulation of gene expression. Gene Ontology annotation, cellular component: nucleus. Gene Ontology annotation, molecular function: methyltransferase activity. Bases 11 to 4057 code for a protein of 1348 amino acids. Lineage: Eukaryota; Metazoa; Echinodermata; Asteroidea; Forcipulatida; Asteriidae. The record is from RefSeq and is a predicted model, not a curated record. The transcript is spliced from 23 exons.